Messenger RNA from Gadus chalcogrammus (walleye pollock), 925 nucleotides. Its product is annotated as nebulin-like. The coding region runs from base 128 to 715 and encodes 195 amino acids. Gene Ontology annotation, molecular function: actin filament binding. NCBI's taxonomy places the organism in Eukaryota, Metazoa, Chordata, Actinopteri, Gadiformes, Gadidae. The transcript is spliced from 9 exons. The record is from RefSeq and is a predicted model, not a curated record.
GCAGCCUCUACUCGCUCCUCCCGGUAACCAUGGAUACGAGCACGCCAAAGAAGCCUCCGAUCUGCUCAGCGAGGGGAAGUACAAGGAGAGUGGUAAGAAGGAGAGGUCCUCCUCCCUCUACUCCACCAUGGCCGACACGCUGGAGACCUGCUUCGCCAGGGAGGUCACUGGCAUGCAGAGUGAGAACAAGUACAAGGAGGACGGUAAGAAGGGUCUCUCUCAGAGCAUCUACUCUCAACUCCCAGAGACCUCAGACACCCAGUUCGCCAAGACCGUCUCUCAGACACAGAGCGAGAUGAAGUACAGGGAGUCCGGGAAGAGAGGAGACGGUAGCUCUCUGUACUCUACUCUACCUGAGACACUGGAGACCCAGCACGCUAGAGAGGCCUCUCAGCUACAGAGCCAGCUCCAGUACAAGCAGGCCUCCCGGACGGACGGCUCCUCCAGCCUGUACCACCUGAUGCCCGAGACCAACGAGAUGCACUUUGCCAAGGAGCAGUCAGAGCAGCAGAGUGAGGUGAAGUACAAGGAGGAAGGCAAGAGGGAGGCCAGCAUCAGCCUGUACUCCCUGAUGCCCCAGACCCUGGAGACGCAGCGCGCCCGGGACCUGACGGACAUGCUGAGUGAGGCCAAGUACAAGGAGGCUGGGAGGAGGCAGACUGCCAGCUCUUCUGUAUCAGCAUCUCCCAGAAACCCUGGAGACCCAGCACGCUAGAGAGGCCUCCCAGCUACAGAGUCAGAUCCUGUACAAAGAGCAGGGGAAGAAGGAGAGGUCAGGAGCCGUGUUCCACCACAUGCCCCAAACUCUGGACACUCAGUUUGCUAAAGACAUCACCCAAAUGCAGAGCCAGAGCAAGUACAAGGAGGACGGGAAGAAGAGUCUCUCUCAGAGCAUCUACUCUCAACUCCCAUAGACCCCAAACAC